Symbiodinium sp. CCMP2592 is the source of this 672-nucleotide messenger RNA. The record is from the annotation of a GenBank genome assembly. NCBI's taxonomy places the organism in Eukaryota, Dinophyceae, Suessiales, Symbiodiniaceae.
AUGGGUUCUGAGUAUCACACGGAUCAGGAUGGUCUGCAUGACAGGGCAUUGCUCGCAGGUUUCAGCGCACCGGCAUUCAAGCCGAGAUUCAGCCGCGUCCAUCGGUCUGCAGGAUUCGGCGGGAGCGGCUUGAGCGGAAAGUGGGGCUGCUACAAGACGGAAGGAGACAUCGAUGCAUACUGGAAGGCUGCUGGCCUGCCAUGGCUGGCACGGAAAGGCUUGCAGCUAAUGGACUGGGGUGCCGGAAAGAACCAGAAUGUUCGAGAGUUUGCACAAGCAGCAGAUGACAUCGAGAUGGAUUAUUCCUUCCAGGGCCCAGGGCUUGGAGGUCUUGGCUUCACAGAAAAGUACAAGGUGGGCAAUGGAGUCCAGGAGAUCACCCGCAUGGGCGGUGCUAAGAUCCUUGUGGACCCUGUGUGGGAGUCAGACUCCGUCUUGCGGGUUACGAACAUGAAUCCUGCGAAGCAGACUCAGGGCUGGACAAAGUCAGUCCUUGGAGGUAGCAAGGACGAAGAAGCAAAGAAAGAAGCCAGCGAAAGUGAGGCUGCUGGUGGUGGGGAAGUCAUCGAUGUUCAUCGGUUUUACAUUGAGGAGGACAGCCUCGUUCUCGAAGCUGACUCGUCGCCAUCCGGAGGGCCAGUUGUGAAGUGGUUCCUGCGCAAGCUUGAGUAG